AUAUAUUCAUGUAAUUUGAACAGUGAGUGAAUAGUGCAGAAACAAGUGUUCGAUGUGGGACCUGAAAUAAGCUUCAGCCAAGACCAAUGUUAAGCAAAAGGCCAGGUCCUUGCUGAGGAAAUCAUUUGGGAAGAAAGCCCACCCUUGGGAAUGGAAGGAAUUCACACGAGGCCGAGGCCCAGGCACGUGGAUCGAUGGACGAAGGAGGACAUUCGGGAGUGGCUGGAAGAAGUUGGUCUUGCACAAUAUGGUGAUAGGCUCUGUGAUGAACACAGCAUCGAUGGAGAGACUCUUCUCCUGUUGAAGGAAGAGGAUCUCCGCCUCCCUCCACUGGAGAUCAAGGUUCUGGGUGAUAUGAAGAAACUGUGGAAGCACAUUCGUGAUCUCCAGAUAGAGGCUGGAAGUGAAGGACUGAAUCACCCCAAUGGCUUCGGUCACAUGGGAUCCAGAAAGUUUCCUCCGUCCAUGGCCAGUGCUCCUUUGCGGUACCGUAGAAACUCGUUUAGGGAGUCCGGAUCGAGCUCCGACGAGAUGGGAUCGGACCUGAGCUUCUCCUUUCCCCGACAUGCCAAAAAUCUCCGUCCUGAAUUCUGGAAGCUCUCUGUGAGCCUGGCCUACUUUUUUCUCGUGUCCUGGGUCACAUCCUUCACGAUGGUCAUCGUCCACGACCGCGUCCCGGACAUGACCCGCCACCCGCCCCUUCCGGACAUCGUCCUCGACAACAUUCCGCUCAUCCCGUGGGCGUUCGACAUGAGCGAGAUCUGUGCCUCCGUUCUCAUCUGCAUCUCGGUUUCCAUCCUGGUGUUCCACAAGCACAGGUUCAUAAUCCUGAGGAGGUUCUUUGGCUUGUCUGGUACCGUGUUCCUGCUCCGGUGUGUCACUAUGCUCAUCACAUCUCUGUCUGUCCCAGGAGAUCAUCUUGACUGCAAAGCACGCCCCGCAGGAGAUCUUGGGAGUAAAUUGCACGAAGCCAGCAUGAUCUGGAGAGGGGCCGGGAUGUCGAUCCAGGGCGUGCGCACGUGCGGCGACUACAUGUUCUCCGGCCACACCGUCAUGCUCACCAUGCUCAACUUCUUCAUAACUGAAUAUACAUCAAGAAAGUUCUACUUCCUUCAUGUGAUUUCGUGGCUCCUGAACAUGUUUGGCGUCUUCUUCAUCCUGGCGGCGCACGAGCAUUACUCGAUCGAUGUCUUCAUUGCCUUUUACAUCACAUCCAGGCUCUUCCUGUACUAUCACACCCUCGCUAACAAUCGCACAUUCACUCAAGGACACUCGACUAAGACGAAGGUCUACUUUCCUAUGCUGUCCUAUUUCGAGGGGAAUGUAUAUGGCACCGUUCCAAACGAGUUCGAGUGGCCGUUUUCCCUCUCCUAUUGGAUGUCCGUCUUGGAGGCGGUCUUCCAUCGUCGUUCGACGAAUGCAGACUCGUCCAAGAUCGAUUGAACGCCCUUUCCCCCGUCCUGGGCACGUGAUGGAAAACCCUUUCACCCUAUCCUGGGUAUAUGAUGGAACACAUUAUCCCCUUCUUGGGUGUCCAACACCUUCCCCCUUCCUGGGUGCUUCAACAUUUUUUCCCUUUCCAGGGCUGCACAUGGUGAUAUUUGUGAACUUGUUAUUUAUUGUUGUGAGAUGGUAAAAGACAAAGAUCUAUUCCUACAAAUAAAUGAGUUUUUCAAUCUCUAAACUAUCUAGUCUCUGCAUGUGGUUUGCUGCUUGCUUGGCCCCAGAGUGGGAGGUCUCACUUGCCAAUUGGGCACAUCUGGGGCACAUUCAGUGAUACAAAUCUGCUAAUAUUUCCUGCAAGAUGACCACGUCAUAGAGAUGCUGGGCAGUGUUAGGCGAUGCAGCCACUUGGCGUUCGCUCGUCGGGCUUACGCCACGCUGGUGGAUCCGCAGGAGGAGCUCCGUCGCCAGCUUUGCCCCAUGCCCGUCACCCUGCAGACCGACGCUGAGCUCCUGAGGGACUUCAAACUCAAGGCCCCGCCCUCCCCACCACUUCCAGACUUCAAGCCCUUUGUCCAGUCCCUGGUCUCAGUUCAGGACCUGUUCGAGGCGCGAGUCCAUUACGGUCACCGGGAUGGGAGACUGAACCCUCGGAUGAAGGGCUUCCUCUUCGGCUCUCGCCUCGGCCAUACCGUGUUCGACCUGGACCAGACGCUCUCGCUCCUCCACGACGCGCUCAACUUCACCGCCCACGUCGCCUACCGCCAGGGCGUGAUCCUUUUCCUCUCGCGCCACCCGCCCACCCUUCACUUGGUGGAGCGCACGGCUCAGGAGUGCGGGGAGUACUCGCAUUGCCGGCGAUGGAGGAAGGGUCUGUUUACCAACAGCGAGAAGCAGUUCGGCGCGGUGACGCGGCUGCCGGACCUGUGCAUCUUCUUGAACACGUUGGACACGGUGCUCGAGGACCAUUGGGCGAUCGGGGAGGCGGGACGCCUGGCCAUCCCCACCGUUGGGAUCGUGGAUUCCGACUGCAACCCGUCGACGAUCACGUAUCCGGUGCCGGGGAACGACGAUAGCAUCCCGGCGGUCCGGCUCUAUGCCGAUCUCUUCAAGAGGACCAUCCUCGAGGGCAAGGCUCGAAGGACGAAGGACGAGGAAGGGGGGAAGCUCUAGCGGUCGGUGCAGUGUGAUCUCAUCAUCUUGUUCAAUGAGUCGCAUGUGUGACGAGCUUUCUGUCUCAUGCUCGACUUCGGGGACUUUCUUACCACCUCUUUCGUAAAUAAAGACUAGUCUCUUUUGAA
Darwinula stevensoni is the source of this 2744-nucleotide messenger RNA. The record is from the annotation of a GenBank genome assembly. NCBI's taxonomy places the organism in Eukaryota, Metazoa, Arthropoda, Ostracoda, Podocopida, Darwinulidae.